Ectocarpus sp. CCAP 1310/34 is the source of this 773-nucleotide messenger RNA. The record is from the annotation of a GenBank genome assembly. Lineage: Eukaryota; Phaeophyceae; Ectocarpales; Ectocarpaceae.
AUGCACGGGAACAUCGUCAACAGCUGGGCCGCACCAACAAACAAGCCGAUCAAGCGUACCCGCAAUGGCAUCGUGGAGGAAGUCACCGGCGUCCACUAUCCCAUCGCGCCACCUCCUCCCAAGUUGAAGUGCCUGUACUGCCCGAAGACCUUUGCGUCCGAACGAGGUCGAUCGCUACACUGUAGUGCCGUGCACCCAGCUCCUCUUCGGCAUCUUGGACGAGGUCUCAGGCGUGCCCUCGCGACGGGUGGGACCAUGACGACUCCACCUUGGCACGGGUAUUCGGGCAGGUGUUUUAAUGUCGUCUUUCACCACUCAGAGGGAGGCGGGCACACCACUGCGGCGGGCCAGAAAAUGUACCACGUGCGAGGGAGCUGUUCGUUUGAGCUGCAGCCAAGGACCCAAGGCGAUGGUACAUCAGGCUUGCCAGAUAACGGCUUUUUUUCGGACGAAGACCGUACCAAGCGGAAGAAAACACGAGGGGGCUGAGAAGAGGACGAAGUACAGCAACAGGAAGAAGGCUGCGGUGGUCGCGGAGCUGCGAAAGCUGGAGACCGAUCACGCCGAAAGAUCUGGCAUGUUCACGGCGUGUAGUGCCAGCCGUUCCUGGCAAGGAAGACCGACAUUCCCCAACCCAACAUCUGCAAGUGGAACGGUGACGCCGAGAAGCUGAUCGCAGCCGCGGCCAAUGACUUGAAGAAAGACCUUUUCAAGACUGGCAGGGAGAGGAGGUGGUUCGGAGACGCAGAGAAGAAGCUGCACUCGCUGCUGCU